GUGGGCGGGGCCGGUCGCUGCUCUGGGUGCUGAAGCUGCUGAGGGGAAGCCGGAGCGGCGCUUGAGGGAAAGCUGGGAGUGGAGAGAGUGAUAUCUGAGCGCUGCUGCCCCAUUCCGUGCAUUAUCUGCCCCGUCCCCCCCUCACAUGUCUCCCGUACCCCCCGGACUGCUGAGGCUGAUGGAUUAGCCGGGACCAUGGGAUCCCUGUGCAUCGCUUUCCUGCUUCUCUCCGCUUCUUCUCUCCGUGUCACUGUCAGGGCUGAGAAGCAAUUCGGUUGUUUGUUUGAAGAAGACCUCUGCAAAUCAUUUGAAGUGUGCCUGAACGAUGGAGUGUUUGGGAGAUGCCAGCGGUUACCGGUGAUAGACGUAUUUAAGUAUGAAGUUUCACCUGCCGUUGUCCAGCGUCUCCAGGCAAUACUACAGAAACUCUCCCAUAAAGGUUUAACUUGGAAGGAUGAUUUCACUCAACAGAUCAUUGCCAAGGAAUUAUCAAAUAUCCGCAAAAUCUACAGCCGACAACCGGAUGCUCUUUCCUCGGAUGGUUCCAGCACAUCAAGAGCUUCACAGAUAAAUGCUGAAAGUGACAGAGAUCACGAAUCGGAGAAGAAUGCCAAUUUUGCCAAAUCGUUUCACCGAUACCUCCAGUAUCUUGGAAUUCUUCCACAACCAGCGUUGCCAAGUUUUUAUCCCAGAACCAAGACAGAAAAGCCACUGAUAAAGACUGAUAACAUCAAAUCUGAUCGGUUUAUUGACCGCAUAUUCCAGAAAUCCAAAGGGAAAUUGCCCAUGCUUUCAUACCCCCCCGAGAACCUUCCUUCGAAUACGUUGACCCAACCCGUACCAGGCAAAUUUCCUAAAAAGCUGGACCAAGAGAAGAAAUCUCUCCUUAUAGCGCUUAAAGCUUACCUUGCACAAAAGACAAUGGAGCACAAUUCCGAUAAAACCAACCCUAAUGGAAGAGCAAAAUUUUACUCUUCUACCCCUAACAGAUACCUCUCCUUACCCCAGAUGAAACUGCUAGAUGGAGUGCUCCCUAAAGAUGAUAAAGGGGAUGGUUUUAAAAUAAAGUCUUUCCUUCAGAGACCAAAAGCUGGAGUACUUUCAAAGCCAAGUCUCGGAGCACUGAUCUAUAAAUCCAGUUCUCGUCUUGAAGACCCCAAGGACCCUCUGAGUGCAGUGGAUGAAACUUUCAUCCAGAACGUGGUGAAGGAGUUAGGAAAGCACAAACUGAACGUUGAUAACCUCAGCCCCAAAGAGCUGGAUGAACUGGCUGAUGUCAUUGCUGACACUCUCCAGUUUGUGGAUAUGGAGCAGCCCAGCAGCAAAAAGAUAGAAGGAGAGAGAGAGGAACAUGACAUAAACCCAACAGAACCACAGGGAUCUCAAGAAAAUACAGAUGGGGAAAUCGACAAUAUGUUUCAAGAUCAAGAGACAAAAGAAAAAGAUUCCCAGUAUGAAAUGAAGGUUAAAGAAACAGGCUCAAAGGAUGGUUAUCUCCCUGGUUUUACUGGAAACCCACCUGAAAAAGAGUUUAUGUCUGAAGAACCUAUCAGCUCUGAAUUAAGGAGGUUUGGAGAUAUCAACUACAACUCUGAUGAGGACGAGGAAGAAAAAUAUGGGAUAGAAAAUGUAAAGAGUGAGACCUAUACAAGGGAACUAAAUGCUCAGAAGAAAUCUGCCGAAGACAUUGACUCCCGGGAGUUUAUUGAGGGGCAGCACUGGGUUGAAGAAAGCCUCGCGCAGGAGGAGAAAUCGUAUUUUGAGGAACCAAAGAAAGUGUAUGUAGAAGGGUUACAGUUACAAGUGAAAUCUUCCAGCAGUGACAGAUACGGCUACAUUGUAACCCAAAAGAGCCCUCUGACAGUGGAGAAAGGCUUGGAAUUACUAAAUGAGGUGGCCUUGAUCCUCAAACAUCAAAUGAACGUCUUCAGUGAUGUCAGUGUCUCCGGGUCGGCUGUAAUGUUCCAAGUGAGCUCACAUGUUCGGAACCUAACAGCAGAAGAUGUGGCGCACGCGGCAGCUGCCAAUAAAGAUGCGCUUGAGAAAUCCACUGGCUUGAAAAUCCUGCAGACCGGAGUUGGGGAGAAAAGCAAGUUGAAAUUUUUGCCUCAUCAUUUAGAAGAAGAAGACACUACUAAAUUUAUUAUCCUAACUUUGAUCUCCAUCGCCUGCAUCAUCGGAGUCCUUACUGGUUCUGGGGUCAUCUACUGCCUGCGCCACCAAUCUCACCACAAGCUCAAGGAGAAGUUAUCCUCAUUGGGAACUGACGCCAACACUGAUGCCACCCACACAUACCAGGAGCUUUGCCGGCAACGCAUGGCUGUCAAGUCUUCUGAUCGGCCAGAGGCCCAGCACAGUUCUCGCAUCAAUAGCAUCUCUUCACAGUUCAGUGAUGGGCCAAUGCCAAGUCCUACGGCACGGAGCAGCACUUCAUCUUGGUGUGAGGAGCCAGUCCAAUCAAAUAUGGACAUCUCCACCGGUCACAUGAUACUGUCUUACAUGGAAGAUCACUUGAAGAACAAGAAUCGCCUGGAGAAAGAGUGGGAAGCUCUGUGUGCUUAUCAAGCUGAGCCCAAUGCAACAAACAUUGCUCACAAGGAAGAGAGCAUGUCAAAGAAUCGCUCUUUGGCCAUUGUACCAUAUGACCACAGCAGAAUUAUACUGAAGACUGAGAACAGCCAUGAUAAUUCAGAUUAUAUCAAUGCCAGUCCAAUUAUGGAUCACGACCCCAGAAACCCCGCCUACAUUGCAACUCAAGGACCUCUUCCUGCAACUGUUGCCGAUUUCUGGCAGAUGGUCUGGGAGAACGGCUGUGUGGUAAUUGUCAUGCUGACAUCCCUGACGGAGAAUGGAGUGAAGCAGUGCUAUCACUACUGGCCAGACGAAGGGUCCAACCUCUACCACAUCUAUGAGGUAAAUCUGGUCUCUGAGCAUAUCUGGUGUGAGGAUUUUCUCGUGAGGAGUUUCUACUUGAAAAAUUUGCAGACCAAUGAGACGCGUACAGUCACCCAGUUUAAUUUCCUCAACUGGAAUGACCAGGGAGUGCCGGCGUCAACAAGGUCCCUUCUAGAUUUCCGCAGGAAAGUUAACAAGUGCUACAAGGGGCGCUCCUGUCCUGUAAUAGUACACUGCAGCGAUGGCGCCGGGAGAAGUGGAACUUACAUUCUGAUUGACAUGGUACUCAAUAAGAUGGCGAAAGGUGCUAAGGAGAUUGAUAUCGCUGCUACCCUGGAGCACUUGAGAGACCAGAGGCCCGGCAUGGUCCAGACAAAGGAGCAGUUUGAAUUUGCGCUGACGGCAGUUGCGGAGGAAGUGAACGCAAUCCUGAAGGCCCUGCCACAAUGAGCAGUUCACCUCAGCAAGAAUCCCAGUGGAUUUUUUUUCUCACCCCCCUCUACCUGUCAGUCUCUGUAAAUGUUGUUGGAAUUGUGAUCUGGUGUGUACCAUGUACUGUAUUCGCAUAGAUGAUUGGGCCCGAAAUGCGGCGCUGUGAAGGGGCAAAAAAAAAAUAAUUAUAUAUAUAUUCUGUUGAAGAGUUAUUAAUUAAAUAAUUUCAAAUGUAAUGCUAACAAUUCAUAAUAUUACCAACCGGUUUUGGUUUGGAACAGUUACUGCUGAGCUGCUGGCCCACGGCUACGACUGCUAUUUGAAGGGAUAAUAUACUAGUAAUGAAUUUAGGAAAUGACCCAGUAUCUCCCAAGGCUUCUCCUCCAUCAUUAAAUAAGGGUAUUACCCUGCCGUAGGAAGAGUUUGGUGUAAAGUUAUAGCUCGCUUGCCUUUUUUCCAUUUCAGCUGAUGAUGAAGGAAUGUAGGACUAAUAAUGGCUGUUAGGCUGCAGGCUGGACAUUCCAAAAAAUGCAUUCCAACAAUACAAUGUGGCUCAUUUAUCAUCACUAAUCACAUUUCCCCAAUGGCAGUAACCCGUGGCAACCAAUAACAGUUCUGCCUUCAUUAUUCUACAUGAAGCUGUUUGAGAAAUGCUAACCGCUAAUUGGUUACUAGGGGUUAUUGACCAGGUCCAAAUUCUACCGGUGUUGGUAAAUGAGCCUGACUUUUUUACCAGCAAUGGGGAAAAAUGGCAACAAAGAAGGCUAAUGUCAGCAUUGAAGCAUCAUUUUUGAGAUAGAAUGUUUGCCAUUGAUGUAUCCCACCAAACACUGUGCAAGCGAUAGAGGAGCUUUCAACCAUUUUCUUGCUCUUGGCCAAUGAAUGUGUUAUUUGAAAACAUUCUAAUUGUCUGAUUGGCUACUGGUUGAUCUGGUCAUGUGUACAUUUUGCACUCUGAUUGACUGUAGGGUGAUCUAUCCCCAUGAACAUUUAAUGCUUUGACUAGCUACAGGUUGGUCUAUCCCUAUAUUCUAUAAUUGACUAUAGGGGGAUCGUACUUGAAAAAAAGUCUAAUGCUGUGCCUAUCCAUAGGUUGGUCUUGUCCAAUACACAGUCUCUGAUUGGCUGUAGGGGGAUCUAGUCUAAAGAACGUUCUAUCGUUGGGAUUAGCCAUGUACAUAUUAUACUCUGAUUGGCUAUAGGGUGAUAAUUUCCCCAUGAACAUUGUAAUGUUCUAAAUAGUUACAGGUUGUUCUAUCCCCAUGAACGUUCUACUGCUCUAAAUGGCUAUGGGGGAGGAACAGUCUAAUGUUGUGACUAGCCAUAGGUUGGUCUAGCCCAAUGAAAUUUCUUUGAUUAGCAGGGGAGCUAAGCUCAAUAAUUGGCUACGGGGUUACAGGCUACAGGGUGGUCUAGCCAUAUAUACAUUUUCUUCAUACACCCUAUGAACAUUAUAGUGCUUUAACUAGCUUUAUAGGUUGGUUUAGCCCUAAGGCCAUUCUAAAGCUCCCUGUGAACCCUACAAAUGGACGCCAUAGUUGGUCAGGCUUUUAAUGAGCUACAGUAUAUACAGUACAGGGGGCUUUUGUGCCAUCGGUAUACUUAAUGUGUGCAUUUUUAACUUUGUUCUAUAAAGUGAACACACAAUGAAUGGAAGUCAAGUCGAUGGUGAUUGGUUAGCAACCACUUGCACCGGGAAUUAGACAAACCUGACCCUAAAUGGUAGAAUCUUGCAGCUCAAAUGUGGAUUAUUGCUGAAGUACCGAGAGCAGCCCCAUCCGGCUCCUGUUUGCUCUUGCUAUCAUGAUAUUUGCCAAGCUUAAGUAAUUACCUUCUCAUCUCCAUCUUUUAAUCUCAUUCUGAAAUAUAUCCGUCUGCUUUUUACCUUUACCCCCGGUGCAGCUUGUCAUAUACUGACUCCGAGCUACAGAAUUCCCCCUAAUGGGAAAAGUACUCACCUACGUGAAACGCAAUCUUGUUGGUAUUGUGAAUUAUAUAUUGUCCUAAUAUAUGUACUCACUAGCCCCGCCCCCAACCCCGCCCCUUCGUAUAUAGAAGUGAUUUUAGGGACCGUUCCCUGUUGUUUGUGCUAUAUUACACAGCCAGAGACAUGAAUGUAAUUGCUCACCUACCUAUUUAUAUAUUUCCAAUGAGGGCGAUAGCAAUAUAAACUGUAUAUGGGGAGUUCGGGGUUAUUUCGAGGAUUUCUGGUUGAAACGAUGCUCUUUUCGAUGGUCGAUCGGCCAUUAUAAAUAAAUCAUGAAUUUUUUUAGACCUUUGUACUUUCAGAUGCUUCGACAGCGUAAUCGGUUUAGAAAGCGAUUUCUUUGUAAUUUAGAGUGUUUAUAGUUUUCAUGAUUUUUGCUUUUUACAGUUUUUAGAAUGGAUGUUGCCAUUAACCUAUUAGGAAAGACUCUUCAGUGCUGUUAAUGGAGUCCUAAAUGAAUUUGUCUUUGGAAACAGAAAUAUAAUAUUGUCAGAUUACGAAUACAAGGUACAUUAAUACAAGGUACAUUAAUACAAGGUACAUUAAUACAAGGUACAUUAAUACAAGGUACAUUAAGGGACACUAAUAUAAAGACACGUGACAGCUUCCAUCCCAUACAUUAUAUAGUAGGUGCUAUGGGGUAAGAAAAUGGUUUAGGGGCAUCUCACCGUUCCUUAUGAUUUAGGACUAUGGCAAGUGUCCUUCUACAACCUUAACCCCCAUAUGUAAUAAAAGGCACUACGUUUGCCCAGGAGCAGUAACCCAUAGCAACCAAUAAGGUGUUUUGUUUUUUUAAACAGGUGACCAGUAAAUGCUACCUGCUAAUCGGUUGCUAUGCGUUACUGCUCCUGGGCAAAUGUAGUGCCUUUUAUUACAUAUCCCCAUAAGUCUUUGGCCCCUGUGGCCCCCAUUGCAUUUCCGCUCCCAACUACAUAUUUAUUGAGAAUCCAGACCUUUAUAUAGUACAGUAUUGCCUCCUGAGCUGGAGUAGAAAUUUAAAGGGGCAGUUGACCUUUUUUUUUUUUUAAUCAUGGCACUAGUAUUCUAAGAAAUGUGUAUAUUGUAUUAUUUGUGAAUUAUGACUAAUUUUGUUGCAUUCCUAUUGCUACACAUGGAACAGAGGGGGUACGGAUUGGCCUAUCCUGUGCUGGUUCUUUUACAGGGGCAGAGAAAACAUCAUGUGUGCCAUAGGGCCUAUGCAGCCAUAGUUUUUUAAAAAAUAUUUGCCUCUGUUCUGCCCCAAUAGCCAAGGUCGGACUGGGGGGUGCACCCCAGGGGCCCCAUCACCCCCCAAGCAGCCCCUACAACAUCCCCCGCAUCCCCCACAGGGGUCCUUGCCUUGCCCCCCUAACCCCCCAAGGAGCCCCUACCACACCCCCCACACCCCCCACAGGGGUCUUGCCUCACCCCCAUAACCACACCCCCCCGGCAGGGGCCCCCACCACAUGCCCAACCCCCUCUCCUGGGCGUGCCUAAGUUAAACUUGCUUUUAUUUCGUCAAGGGAAGGAAGACCAGCGGCCUAGGGGAGAGAAGGUCUUGGCCGGCGGGGCCCACCGGGUUUUUUCCGGCCCAGUCCGACCCUACCAAUAGCUCAAACUAUGUAGCUAAUAGGCUAAGUUGCCCCUGACAAUUUUUUUUACAAUACCAUUGCUACAACAUAAUAGAACAAAAUAGUAUAAUAUAGAUUAUACUAAGAAAAUACUUUUAUAUAUAUAAUAUAUAUGUAAUACUGUAUAAUGUAAAGCUCAGCAUUCCUAAUAGAUAUGUAGCAGGGAGUGGAACGGCAAUGGGGACCAUAAGGGUAAAAUUCUUAGGGGUAUAUUUAUCAUGCUGUGUAAAACGUGGGGUAAAACAUCACUUUGAUGUUGCUCAUAGCAGCCAAUCAGAUGCUUUGGUUUUCUAACUGUUGAAAUCUAAUUGCUGAUUGGUUGCCCUGGGCAACAUCACCAGUGAUGCUCUACUCCACUUUUUACACAGAAUGAUAAAUAUACCCCGUAAUGUAUAUCUGACACAAAAGGAGAGAAACAUAUAGGGUAAAUGUGUCGCCCAAGCAUAUAUUUUGGACUUGGACUUGGAUAUAAGCAAUAUAAAGCAAAAAAGUUCCGCCACCUUAUUGAGAAAAAAACAAACCAUCACUCAGUGUAGUAUAAUAAUACAAUAUCAAUACAUUUUUUUUAGAAUAUCAUUGUCUAUAUCAUAUUAAAAGAUAUUUUCAAAAUCAACUGCACCGUUAUCUUUCUGCUACAAACCCACAGGCAAUACUGUAUUAUAGAAAGGUCGGGGUUCUUGAUAACUAUUAAGCAGGGUGUGGAACUGUAAUAGGGCACUUAAGGGUGAAGAACUUAUUGUAUAUCUAACACAGAAGGAGGGAUACAUGUUGGUUAUUGAGUAAAUCCACGCAUCACGCAUUUCGUGCUUGGACCCUAGUUACGCCCAUGGAUGUAGGAAAUAUGAAGCAAAAAAUGUUUUCCCGUAUUUUUUAAACAAAAAUCACACAAUAUAGCACAAUACAAAAUAAGGACUAUUUUCUUACGAUACCAUUAUCUGCAUCAUAGCUUCCAAAAUCAGCUGCCCAUUUAACUCCACUCCAAAUCAGAAGGCUGUGCUGCACUAUAUAAAGGCCCGGCUUCUCCCUAAAUACGUAGCGGGAAGUGGAACGGCAAUGGGGACCUCAGGGGUGAAGUACUUAGGGGCAUAUUUAUUAAAGUGUGUCAGCCAACAUCACCGGUGAUGCUGCCCAUAGCAACCAAUCAGAUCUUUGCUUUUGUUUUCUACCUUGUAGGUGCCCAUUGAAAUCUAACUGCUGAUUGGUUGCUAUGGGCAACAUCACCAAUGAUGUUGACUUACACCAGCGAUCCCCAACCAGUUGUUCGUGUUUAUUUUUGAAUUUCUGCCUUGGAGACAAGUUUUGGUUGCAUAAAAACCCAGUGUAAAGCCAAACAGAAACUUCUAUAGGCUGCCAGUAGUGAUUAGCGAAUCUGCCCCUUUUAGCUUCGCUGAAAAAUUCCCAUAUCUAUCGAAAGAUUAGCGAAAAAUGGUUGGCAUUGAAAAUAUUUUUUUAGCUGUUCCGCUAAUUUUUCACCAUUUCGUGACUUUUUCGGCAAAACAAAAUAGGACAGAUUCAAUCAUCACUACUUGUGAAAAGAUUAGCGAAACGGCUAAAAAUUUGCAAAACAGCGGAAAUAGUGCACAAAAUGUCGCGCGUGUUUUUUUGGAUGCACGUGACAACUUUUUGACACGCGUGUUAUAUUUUUACGCGUACGACAAUUUUUUUUGCCCCAUGCAACCAUUUUUUGUCCCGUGGCGAAUUUUCCCGCAAUUAAUUUUGUCGUCCGUUUCACAAAACAAUCCGUCGAUGGCCAAAUGCGGAGAUUUGCUACAAAUCCAUGCCUGGCAAAUGAUUUCGCCCAUCACUAGCUGCCAGUCCACACAGGGGCUAUUAAAUUGGCAAAUCUUAUUUGCACCCCCAGGAACUAUUUCCAUGCUUGUGUUGCUCCCCAACACUUUUUCCAUUUGAUAUAAAAGCUUGGGGAUCCCUGCCCUACACACUAUAAUAAAUAUACCCCUUCAUGUAUAUAAAUUUCAUGUAUCCCCCAGACACAUUUGGUACUUGGACCCCAGUUUUGCCCCUGGAUCUACAGAAUAUAAAGAAAGAGUUCUCUCAUCUUGUUGAAGCAAAACCCAUAAUCCAAUAUAUCAUAUCUUCCAUUCCUUCCGGCACUAUCUUUUAUAAUGUGUUCUUCAGGUAAAACGGAGUUUCUAUUUUGCAUUCGUGUCCCUUUACGAUUUCUUUUCCUUUUUUUAUAAUGGAUAAUAAACACAAUACUUCGUGUUACACCAGCAGAUCUUACUCCAAGUGGUACUCGCGCAUGCUCUGUGUAUCAGCCGCGGAUCGGCGGCGUCAGAGACCUCCGUAUGUGACCCGUUCUCUUGUUUCCUAUCCGUACAGACGAGGAAUUUUAGAAUCUUUCUAUGUAUAUAACUGAUUAAACACACACAAAAAAAAAAUGAAAUAUAAAGUAUUUUGUUCUACCUCUGUAAAAACUUCAUUUGUGAAUAAAGUCACAUUGUCUGUGGAGUAUUGUGAAUACUGCAACA
This is a messenger RNA of Xenopus tropicalis (tropical clawed frog), 9413 nucleotides long. RefSeq names its product protein tyrosine phosphatase receptor type N2 (gene ptprn2). Bases 196 to 3345 code for a protein of 1049 amino acids. The record is from RefSeq and is a predicted model, not a curated record. Lineage: Eukaryota; Metazoa; Chordata; Amphibia; Anura; Pipidae. Gene Ontology annotation, cellular component: transport vesicle membrane; secretory granule; synapse. The transcript is spliced from 23 exons. Gene Ontology annotation, molecular function: hydrolase activity; protein tyrosine/serine/threonine phosphatase activity; protein tyrosine phosphatase activity.